Alosa alosa (allis shad) is the source of this 1406-nucleotide messenger RNA. RefSeq lists its product as uncharacterized. Bases 354 to 1280 code for a protein of 308 amino acids. Lineage: Eukaryota; Metazoa; Chordata; Actinopteri; Clupeiformes; Clupeidae. The transcript has 9 exons. The record is from RefSeq and is a predicted model, not a curated record.
UGGCGCUUCAGCAACAACAUCAUAUUCUGCUCCAGUGUCUUCCACUGGUGCUGCUGGGUACCUCUCUGCAUGCACACACUGUAAGAGUCCAGCCUCGUCAGCUGUUUGUGGAGCUUGGUUCUGCCUUCAAUCUCAGCUGUUCCACAGAUUGCCCUGGAGGACAUGCCUCCUGGGUAACUCAGGAUGACAGUGAUUUUACUACAACUGAAGACAGACAAGAAGUUGUCCUCUCUGUUUUAUCUACACAUGAAUAUCAUGCUGGAGAUUAUGUUUGUAUAUCACAAUGCAAACAGCAACACAAGAAGGCUUCUGCCAGACUAAACAUCUUUUCCUUUCCUGACCCUGUGUUGUCCAUGGCUCCUCUGAAUCCUGUAUCUGGACAGUCUGUGCAGGUUAAUUGCACAGUUAGUGUUUACUGCAGUGAUAACUACGAAGUGGACAUCAAGCUGUUUGGAGAGGAUGAAUUGAGUGGGCCAAUGUAUAAGUUUUGCGAUGAAUCCAAUAUUUGCAACCACAUGCUGUCUGCUACAGAUCGAAGAGGAGGAGAGAGAGUUCACUACACCUGUUCAGCAGAGUUCACAGUUUCCAUGUGUACUAUUAGAAAAACUGCAAAUAUGACAAUACAGUUUCAAGACAUUAGAGUUGUGGACUCUACGCAGUAUACCACCCCAACUAUGGCCUCUUUGACCAGCAGUGCUGCAAUAUCAGUGGAGUCAAUAACUGAAACAUCCCCCGGGAAGAAUGCUAUUGGUACAGAGCCGAACCAUCCUGAUACAACUCCAGAUUCAGUCUCUUCAGGACAGACCACUUCAUCUGAAUCAAUGACCAGGUCACCCCGAGGGGAAGACAUUAGAGCUGUGGACUCUACGCAGUAUAACACCCCAACUAUGGCCACUUUGACCAGCAGUGCUGCAAUAUCAGUGGAGUCAAUAACUGAAACAUCCCCAGGGGAGAGUGCUAUUGGUACAGAGCCGAACCAUCCUGAUACAACUCCAGAUUCAGUCUCUUCAGGACAGACCACUUCAUCUGAUUCAAUGACUAGGUCACCCCGAGGGGAAGGUUCAACUUCACUGAAUCAUGACUACAGAGAGGACCCCAAUGCUAUGAAAGCAGUGGAGCCUGUCUCCAGACUCACCACUUCAAUAAUAGGUACCACUGGUGCACUUUUGUUUUCUGCUAUGGGAAUAGUGAUUUACGCAUACAAGUAUGGAAGGAAACUACCUUGUCUUGGAAGUUCUCAAAGAAAAGAAAACGCUGAUGAAUUAAAGGAAGUGUCAUGAAAUUCAAUAGGUUAUAUGUAGCAUUUGAUAACACAAAAGAAACAGAAACAUUCAAUGUGGUCUUAUUCAUGCAAUAAUUAUUCAUUCUCUAUUUGCUAAAAUGAAUAAAAUAUGUUGUAUAUUUGA